This is a messenger RNA of Nematolebias whitei (Rio pearlfish), 1017 nucleotides long. It is a transcript of the gene lhx6b, whose product is annotated as LIM homeobox 6b. Gene Ontology annotation, molecular function: DNA-binding transcription factor activity, RNA polymerase II-specific; RNA polymerase II transcription regulatory region sequence-specific DNA binding. Gene Ontology annotation, biological process: regulation of transcription by RNA polymerase II; forebrain neuron development; neuron differentiation. The record is from RefSeq and is a predicted model, not a curated record. The transcript has 8 exons. Bases 1 to 936 code for a protein of 311 amino acids. Lineage: Eukaryota; Metazoa; Chordata; Actinopteri; Cyprinodontiformes; Rivulidae. Gene Ontology annotation, cellular component: nucleus.
AUGACACCACAGUCCGAGCCGGAGGUGAAGAAGGAGUCGGAGGAGUCCAGCCCGGCGGAGGCCUCCUGUCUCUGCUCUCCUCCUGCCAAGAACCAGUGCGCGAGCUGCGGGACGGAGAUCCACGACCGGUACCUGCUGAAGGUGAACAACCUGAACUGGCACGUGGGCUGUUUGGCGUGCUCAGUCUGCAGGGCCUCUCUGCGCCAACACUCCAGCUGCUACGUCAAAAACAAAGAGAUUUACUGCAAACUGGAUUAUUUCAGUAGGUUUGGGACUAAAUGUGCCCAGUGUGGCCGGCAGGUGUACGCCAGCGACUGGGUGCGGCGGGCUCGGGGCAGCGUGUACCACCUGGCCUGCUUCGCCUGCUACUCCUGCAAGAGGCAGCUGUCGACCGGGGAGGAGUUCGGCCUGGUGGAGGGCAGGGUGCUGUGCCGGAGCCACUACAACAUCAUGCUGGACAACCUGCGCAGGGCUGCAGAGAACGGUACAGGUCUGACUCUGGAGGGAGCGCUGCCGUCUGAUCAGGACUGCCAACCAAAACCAGCCAAGAGGGCGAGGACGUCGUUCACCGCUGAGCAGCUGCAGGUCAUGCAGACCCAGUUUGCUCAGGACAACAACCCUGACGCUCAGACGCUGCAGAAACUGGCAGAGAUGACGGGACUGAGCAGACGAGUCAUACAGGUUUGGUUUCAGAACUGCAGAGCCCGACACAAAAAGCAGCCGCCUCAGAGCAGCUUCCCUCAGAGCGCUCCGAUGUCCAGGAUGCCGCCGUCGCUGCCAGAAGAUCUUCACUAUUCCUCGUUCAGCAGCCCGGAUCGACCGCACCUCCUCACCCUGCAUGGAUACCUGGACACUCAUCCCUUCUCGGUCCUCGCCGCCCCGGGCCACUUGACCCAUCCGUCCAUCUCUUUACCGCAGCUUCCCAUCAGCCGCUAAAACGCUGGGUCGGCUGGUCAGCGCUCACGUGACAUAAAGAAAGAAUCCUGUGGGACUUUGCGUCAGCAGUCAGCAGCAUCA